AUGGUAACACUGUUCCAUGAUAUGAUGCAUAAGGAGUUAGAAGUAUAUGUGGAUGACAUGAUUGCAAAAUCUAAAACAGAAGAGGAACAUGUGCAGGUCCUCAAGAAAUUAUUUAUAAGGUUGAGAAAAUUUCAGCUAAAGCUAAAUCCAUCGAAAUGCACAUUCGGGGUUAGAUCAGGAAAAUUGCUGGGGUUCGUGGUCAGUGAAAGAGGAAUUGAGAUUGAUCCUGACAAAGUAAAGUUAACCGAGAAAUGUGACCCCAUAUUUCACCUUCUUAAGAAACGCAAUCCAGGUGUAUGGGAUGAGGAGUUAUUUGAAAAUUCCAUGGGAUGCGUGCUUGGCCAACAUGAUGACUCAGGACGAAAAGAAAGAGCAAUUUACUAUCUCAGUAAGAAGUUCACCGAGUGCGAAACAAGAUAUUCGCCAAUUGAGAAGCUAUGUUUUGCCCUGAUUUGGACAACUCGUAGACUGAGACAGUACAUGUUGUACCAUACAACCUGGUUGAUUUCUAAACUAGAUCCUUUGAAAUACAUGAUGGAAUCGACCGCUCUGAAUGGGAGAAUGGCCCGAUGGCAAAUUCUUCUAUCUGAAUUUGAUAUAGUCUAUGUGAACCAGAAGGCGGUAAAAGGGAGUGCAAUAGCAGAUUUCCUGGCAAGUAGAGCUCUGGAAGAUUACAAGCCACUAAACUUUGAUUUCCUAAAUGAGGAUUUGAUGUAUGUUGUAACUACAGAAAAAGAUUUUCAAAAAGGUGGUCCUUGGAAGCUGAACUUUGACGGAGCUUCAAAUGCUGUAGGCAACGAAAUUGGGGCAGUCCUCGUGUCCCCUAGUGGAGAUCAUUAUCCUUUCACUACCAUAGAGCGGAAAAUUAAGGUGCUAGAGGUAUACGAAGACUCUGCGUUAGUAAUUUACAAGCUCAAAGGGGAAUGGGAAACAAGAGACCCGAAGCUAGUCCGCUAUCAAAAUUUGGUCUUGGAAUUGAUUGAGGAAUUUGACAGUGUCACCUUUUGUUAUCUCCCACGAGAUGAAAACCAGAUGGCAGAUGCUUUGGCAACUCUAGCCUCUAUGUUUAAAGUGAACAAACCAGAAGAUAUGAAGCCUAUUCAGAUUAGCAUUCAUGAAGAGGAAAAGGAUGAUCACCCCUGGUAUAAUGACAUAUUGCGAUAUGUAAAAAGUCGUGAGUACCCAGACCAUGCGACGGAAAAUGAUAAAAGGACAUUAAGGAGAUUAGCCAUUGAUUACGUCCUAGAUGGGGAGAUCUUGUAUAAAAAGGGAAAAGAUCAAGUAUUGUUGAGAUGUGUGGAUGCUGUCGAAGCCAAGAAAAUUUUGGAAGAAGUGCAUGAAGAUGCACGCACCACCUUCACCCCUUCACGUUAUGGUUUCUCCAAGGCCUUUCUCUAUGUGGGGAAUGGAUGUUAUUGGGUCAAUAUCUCCAAAGGCUUCUAA
Molecule: messenger RNA, 1443 nt
Organism: Gossypium raimondii (Peruvian cotton)
Lineage: Eukaryota; Viridiplantae; Streptophyta; Magnoliopsida; Malvales; Malvaceae
Exons: 5
Coding region: 1-1443 (480 amino acids)
Molecular function (GO): RNA-DNA hybrid ribonuclease activity; nucleic acid binding
Source: RefSeq, a predicted model, not a curated record